CAAUACAGGAACGAAGGACUUCCCACUUUGCUAGUAGCUGCCAUGGAGCUUGAGUCAGCUUUCGAAGGCUAUGCCACGCCUUCAGAUGAGUCUUACAAGACACGUGGUGAGCAUGCCGAGGUGGCUUUGCGUUCAGAUCCUGUGGUUUGGUGCUCUGCGCAAGUCAAGCCGUUGAGCCAAGCAGAACUCUGCGCAUACGAAGAGACUGGUUUCUGCAUCGUGCGCGGCCUCGUUCCCCUGCAGCAAAUUGAGGCCUGCAAAAACCAUUUGCAGACCUUCACGAACGAAGAUCAGUUGAAGGUGACAGACAAUUGCCGCUUUGUAACAGAAGCGAACUCAACGGUGCUCAGAAGUAUCUUUGCAAUCCACGAGGACAAAAGCCCUUUGGGGGAGCUUGCAAGGGCAAAGUUUUUGACCGAGUACGUGCAACAAAUCCUUGAUGAUGACAUCUACGUGCAUCAGUCUCGUGUCAACCUGCAAGCACCAUUUAAGGGCACUGGCUUCUCGUGGCAUAGCGAUUUUGAAACUUGGCACGCAGAGGAUGGCAUGCCACGUCCUCGCAGUUUAUCUGCGGUGGUGUUUCUGGACCAAAAUGCUGAAUACAACGGUGCUCUGAUGGUGAUUCCUGGAUCACAUAAGAGUUUCUUGCGCUGUCCUGGGCGACAGAAGGGAGCCAAUUGGGAGAAGUCUUUGCAAUCACAGGCGUGGAGAACAACUUGCUCUGUCGACAGUUUCAGACAUUUUCAGACAUGCCCCAUCCCUGAGGUCUAUGGCACGCCCGCAGAAGAACAUCUUCGACAACUUGCAGAAUCCAAUGGGAUCAAGUAUUGUACAGGAGCACCUGGUGAUGUGCUCUUCUUCGAUUCCAACUUGCUCCAUGCUUCGAGCGGCAACCGCUCACCUUUUCCACGCCGCAAUUUGUUUGUGGCUUUCAAUGCAUGGAGCAAUCGUUUGCAAGCUCCAUUCUUUUCAGAGGAGCAACGUCCUGAACAUGUUGCACACAGACAACGAGUAGAGCGGUUCCCUCGAUCCGCCUGAUUCAAAAGUCGUACUUUAGCGUUAUGUUCCUUAGAUUUCCUUAGGUAUUGGCUAAAGAGCUUCCUGGGCCAAAACAGUGCCAGCUUGUCGGAACCAGUUCUUCCACAACCCAAAGCAGAUCCUUCCUUUUCAGAAUCAAAGGGAGUUGAAGGGGUUUUAAGUUUAAAGGGGUAGACGAUCUAGGGUGGGAGUGGU
Messenger RNA from Cladocopium goreaui, 1233 nucleotides. Lineage: Eukaryota; Dinophyceae; Suessiales; Symbiodiniaceae. The record is from the annotation of a GenBank genome assembly.